Molecule: messenger RNA, 3983 nt
Organism: Cavia porcellus (domestic guinea pig)
Lineage: Eukaryota; Metazoa; Chordata; Mammalia; Rodentia; Caviidae
Gene: Naip
Product: NLR family apoptosis inhibitory protein
Biological process (GO): inflammatory response; detection of bacterium; defense response to bacterium
Cellular component (GO): IPAF inflammasome complex
Molecular function (GO): ATP binding; cysteine-type endopeptidase inhibitor activity involved in apoptotic process
Source: RefSeq, a predicted model, not a curated record
AUCCACCCCCGCUUCCUUCUCUCCACAGAGGUGGCCCAGCAGGAAGCCCCAUGGUUUGCAGAGGCAAAGAGUCUGAGUGAGCAGCUGAGAGCCAUCUACACCAGGGCCCGUUUCCGCCACUUGUCACUGCUUGAGAGCCCUUCUGACCUCCCCUCUGAUCAUCUCCUGGGGUGCGAGCUGGCCCUCACGGCCAAGUGUGUCAGCAGUCCUGUGCAGGAGCCCCUGACAUUGCCCGAGGUCUUGGUCAACUUGAACUCUGUCAUGAGUGUGGAGGGUGAAGCUGGCAGUGGGAAGAUGGUCCUCCUAAAAAAGAUCACCUUUCUCUGGGCGUUGGGGUGCUGUCCCCUGCUGAACAGGUUCCAGCUGGUCUUCUAUCUGUCCCUGGGUUCCAUCACCCCAGACCAAGGGCUGGCCCAUGUCAUCUGUGACCAACUCCUAGCGACAGAAGGCACAGUGAGUGAGACAAGCCUGCGGCACAUGACACGGCAGUUAGGGAACCUCUUAUUCCUGCUGGAUGACUACAGAGCAAGGGCCUGGGUCCCCAUCAUGGAAACACUGAUCCACAGAAGCCACUUGUCCAGGUCCUGCCGACUAAUUGCCGUCCAUACAAACGGCAGGGACAUCCGUCAGCACCUAGAUAUAGUUCUGGAGAUCAGGGAGUUCCCCUUUUACAGCACCUUCUGUGUAUUACGGCGGCUUUUCCGCGACCAGCCCCAGCUGCGGAAGCUCCUGGUGUGUUUUGGGAAGAACCCGCACAUCCAGGGGAUUUACAAAACCCCUCUCUUUGCGGUGGCACUGUGCUUCUGGUUGCGGUACCCUUUCACUCAGUCUCUCGACCACGUGGCUGUUUUCAAGGCCUAUAUGGAAUGGCUUUUCUUAAAGCACAAAACUCAGGCUGAGCUUUUCAGAGCCACUGUGUCCUCCUGUGAUCUGGCCCUGAAAGGGUUUUUCUCAUCUCGUUUCGAGUUUAGUGAUGAUGACCUUGCAGAAGCAGGGGUUGAUGAGGACGAGGAUCUCACCAUGUACUUGAUGAGCAGGUUCACAGCCCAGAGGCUGAGACCAGUCUAUCAGUUUUUAAAUCCUGCAUUUCAAAAAUUUCUUGCUGGAAAGAGGUUGAGCGAACUGCUGGAUUCAGACAGAAAGGAAGAUCAAGAUUUGGGACUUUAUUAUUUGAAACAAAUUAACUCACCCCUGCUGGCUGUGUGUUCCUAUCACGAUUUUUUAAAGUAUGUCUCCAGCUACCCUUCAACAAAAGUGGGGCCAAAGAUGGUAUCUCAUUUGCUCCAUUUAGCAAGUAAAGAGUCACUGGGACAUCCGCCCCCAAACAGUGACCCCUCAAAGCAGGAAGAGGAAAUGAGGCUGGAUGCACAAAUGUUCAGGUCAUUGUGGCAGGUGUGUCCAGAGCAGUGCUUUUUGCUGCUAUCAGAAUUUUUAUUGGAUUUUGCCCUGAGCAUUGCUUAUAAAAGCAGUACUGUUGCUGCAUGUGCUCCAUUUAUUUAAUUCCUUCAAGGGAGAUCUCUGCCGUUGAGGGUACUUAACUCACAGUACUUCUUUGAUUAACCAGAAAGUCUCCAAAUGCGGAAAAGUAUCACGGUCUUUCUACUAGGCAGCAAGCAGAGAUGCAGCCCAGACAGUGAAAUCUUGGAAAGAUGUUUUGACAGGUCCCAGAUGCCAACAAUAGAUGAGGACUAUGCUUCGGCCUUUGAGACUCUGGAGCAAUGGGAGCGACUCGCGCUGAAAGAGGAGAACAUCCGGAGUUAGUAGCGGCUCCAGCUAUAGCCACCGCUGGUCCUCUCCCGCGGCUACUGGCGGCUCUCCCCCAGGCCGCAGGAGCUCCCGCUGCUGCAGCUGCGCGCCGUCCACCAGGGCGCCACAAGUCCCGCAGUGCUCCAGGCGCACGCUGCCUUCGCCGCCGCCCAGCACGUUGAGCUCCGCGUGGAGGAGAGCAGCGGCUUCCUGGAGAGCAUCUGGCCGGCGCUGGAGCCCAGCAGGGCCGCGGUCACCAAGGUCACCCUGCGCAUGGACGAGCUGCUGAGCGCCGCGGAGCGGGAGCUGCUGCUCGCCCUGCCCGCACUGGAGUCCCUGGACAUCUCAGGCUCAGCCAAGUUCCCAGGUAGCCUGGCCGCCUUCCGGAGCACGCUCCUGCUGGCCAUUCUACUUUCUCAGGCUUAGCUUUGGGUGAUGUGUGCCUCUAAAGCCAUAAGCCCCUAAAUCCUCUUUGAUAGUAGAAAUAUAAACUUUCACUCAUUUGGGGGCUAGCAGUAUAAAUGAAUGACAGGCCCCUGAAUAAUAGAAUGGUUUUCAAAUAACUCAGAUUAUUUGAACCUGAGCAUCUUCUGGUUAAUAAAAUUAACAAAACAUGGAUGUCAAUAUUUAAUUUAAAAUAUUUCAUUAAGGACCCUUAGUAAGCAGAUAUAAAUUACUUUUCUAAAUUACUUGUUAGUAAAUAAUGACCUAUUUGUAGAUGAUGCUUGAAAAUUUCUCCUGUCCCAGCUGACUAAUGAAAAAAAGGGCGUGGCUUCCUCAAGAGCAAGGUCUCUCCUUUAUUGUUUUUUUUUUAUUUGUCUUUUGUUGUUGUUGUUAUUUUUUGAGAGGGUCAUGUAGCCCAGGCUGGCCUCGAAUUUGCAAUCAUUCUCUUGCCUCAGCCUCCCAACUGCUUGGGUUACAGGCACGCACCUGUAAUUUGAGUUUUCAAUAUCAACUUUCCCCAUCUUUUUUUUUUUUUGGUAUCUAGGGUUGAACUCACUGCUGCACUCUUGCUAGGCAGGCGCUCAUGCGCGAGCUAAAUCCCUGGCCCAAUGUUCCCCUUCUUUCAUUAAAUUUAUUCCUAGGUACUAGUGGGAUUUUUUAAAACAAUGUUGUAAAUGAUAUUUUAUUUUAGUUUUAUAUAUUUAUUUAUUUGUCUUUUUGAGACAGGGUCUUGCUAUGCAGUUCGGGCUGGCCUUGAAUUCACUUUGGAGCCAAAGCUGGUCUUGAACUCACAACAGUUUCCCUGCCUCAGCUUCCUGAGUGCUGCGAUACAGGCAUAUGCCACCAGGCCAGGCCUUUUUUUUUUUUUUUUUUUUUUUUGUCUUUUUGAGACAGGGUCUCACUAUGGAGCCCAGGCUGGCCUGGAACUUUCAACAGUCCUCCUGCCUCAGCUUCUUAAGUGCUAGGAUUACAAGCAUGUGCCACCACACUUGGCAAGUUUUUAAUUUUGAUAUAGUCUAAUUUAUCAUUUUUUCUUUGCUAGUGCUUUUGAUGUCAUAUGCAAGGUCAUGAAGAUUUGCCCCUAUGUUUUCUUCUAAGAGUUGAAUGGUUUUAGCUCUUUUGAUCACUGACGCAUUUUAAGUUAGAUAUGAGUUAAGUAGGAAGUCCAAUUUGAUUUUUUUUGCCAUGGAAAUCCUGUUGUUCCUACACUGUUGGUGGGGGAGAUAUCUUACUUAUGUUUGUGAGUACAGAGAGUAACACAGGGCUUCCCAGAUGGUACAUACUUGGUGAGUGCUACAGACAAUUCUUUGUAUAUAUCCUUACUAAAAUGAAUGUUUUCCAGGGCAUGUUAGCACACACCUAUAAUCUCAGCACUCAGGAGGCUGAGGCAGGAGGAUCUCUGUGAUUUCAUAGCCAGUCUGGCUUUUAUAUAGUGAGUUCAAGUCCAGCCUGAACUGUGCAACAAGAUCUUGAUUCUAAAAAUAAAAAAUAAAAAAAAGAGCUGUAUGGUGUCUGGUGGUCUUCACCUGACAAUGUGAAAGUAGUUGUCGGGUCAAAAUGAUAGUUUCAGAUUUUCCACUUGGAAAUUGUUAGGUCAAUCAUGGAAAACCAUGCUUCUCUGCAGACCAAAUCUUCCCUAACCUGGACAAGUUCCCAUGCCUGAGAGAACUGUCGGUGAAUCUGGACAGCAGUCUGGAUAUUUUUUCUCUCUUUCCUGAUGAAUUCCCAAACCUCCAUCAUAUGGAGAAAUUACUGAUCCAAGUUUCAAAUGGGUGUGAAGCUUCCAACUAGGU